This is a messenger RNA of Capsaspora owczarzaki ATCC 30864, 384 nucleotides long. RefSeq lists its product as hypothetical. The transcript has a single exon. The record is from RefSeq and is a predicted model, not a curated record. The coding region runs from base 1 to 384 and encodes 127 amino acids. Lineage: Eukaryota; Filasterea; Ministeriida; Capsasporidae.
AUGCGCGUCCGUCUGCUGCUGCUUCUUGUGGCCGCGGCUGCCGCUGUGCUUGUGGCUGCAUCAUCGUCAGCGCACGCGACUGCCCACGGGCGCAACGACCUGGUCGACGUGGAGCGCGAGCGUCUGCAGCCCGACGCCGAGCGUCACCAGCCGCGGAACUGGCGCCACCGCCAGCGUCAUGGCUUUGGCUUUGGCGUCGGCCGCACCACCACCACCACCACCACCAACAACAACAACGUCCAUGAUAACAAGGACGACAGCAAGGACGACAGCAAGCACCCCACCUCCAUCGAGUGGCAGCAGGGCGGCCCCGCUGAACACGGCGGUGGUGCAGUAACAGGCGGCGGCAUUUUCGGUACGGAUGCUGGCCUAUUUGUGCUUUGA